Messenger RNA from Lithohypha guttulata, 2553 nucleotides. It is a transcript of the gene YMR1, whose product is annotated as phosphatidylinositol-3-phosphatase ymr1. The transcript has 2 exons. Gene Ontology annotation, cellular component: membrane. Lineage: Eukaryota; Fungi; Ascomycota; Eurotiomycetes; Chaetothyriales; Trichomeriaceae. Gene Ontology annotation, molecular function: phosphatidylinositol-3-phosphate phosphatase activity. The record is from RefSeq and is a predicted model, not a curated record. Gene Ontology annotation, biological process: phosphatidylinositol dephosphorylation. Bases 1 to 2553 code for a protein of 850 amino acids.
AUGGCCAUGGAACGGACCAGGAUCGCAAAGGUCGACGAAGUGGUGCUAUCUCGCAGAGGUGAACAAGCCAAAGGCACCCUUCACUUAACACCACACCACCUUAUCUUCGUCCACUCUCCCCCACCUCUCAACGAGCAGUCACCAAACACACCUCCAUCACGACCACGAGAACUAUGGAUAACGUAUCCCAUCAUAUCCUUCUGCACCCUCCGACCCUCCCCAAUAGCGUCACGUCAACCCUCCUCAAUACGCCUGCGAUGCCGAGAUUUCACCUUCAUCUGCUUCUAUUUUAACGACGACCGCAAAGCCCGCGAUGUCUUCGAGUCGAUCAAAGCCUGGACCUGCAAACUCGGCAAGAUCGAGAAGCUCUAUGCCUUCACGUACCGACCUCCAGGGCCAGAGAGGGAUGUUGUGCCUAGUGGAUGGAGUGUCUACGAUCCUAUGCGCGAAUGGCGCCGACAGGGUCUAGGCGACGAGAAGCGCAAUCUUAAUUGGAGGGUCAGCACGAUAAAUAAAGAUUAUCAGUUUAGUCCGACGUAUCCAGCUUUGCUGGUGGUGCCGACUAGUAUAUCAGAUAAUACAUUGAACUAUGCGGGCAAGUACAGGAGUCGGGCGCGGAUACCGGUCCUGAGCUAUGUGCAUCCGGUCAAUAAUUGCAGUAUCACGAGGUGUAGCCAGCCUAUGGUGGGUGUGAGGCAGAACCGCAGUAUACAGGAUGAGAAGUUACUGGCUGCGAUUUUUGGGACUACGAGGAAUGAGAGGCCGCUUGCUGGGCUUGGGAGUCCGACGCCAGAAAGGGAGGAUUCUGGGAGCAGUAAAGAUAACAGUCUGGGUGGAGAUUUACACCAGACGGAUGCAGAAGCUAUUGAGGAUGCCGUGAUUGCAAAGCUGAGAGGAGAUGAUGAGGACUCGGACGACAUGGACCAGAAGAAACCAAUGGUAUACGGCGCUCAGCAAAAGAACAUGAUUGUGGAUGCAAGGCCGACUAUCAAUGCGAUAGCCAUGCAAGCUGCAGGAAUGGGCUCUGAGAAUAUGGACAAUUACAAGUUCGCAACCAAGGUCUACCUGGGUAUCGACAACAUCCACGUAAUGCGACAGAGUUUGGACAAGGUCAUCGACACACUGAAAGACUCGGAUUUGACACCUUUAGGUCCCAAUAGAGAGCAGCUACAGAAGAGCAACUGGUUGAAACACAUAGGAAACAUGCUUGAGGGUGUUUCGCUGAUUGCAAGACAGGUCGGACUACAACAUAGUCAUGUACUGAUCCACUGCAGUGAUGGCUGGGAUCGUACCAGUCAACUUUCUGCACUGGCUCAGAUGUGCCUUGACCCUUACUAUCGCACUCUGGAAGGCUUCAUUGUGCUGGUCGAGAAGGACUGGCUCAGCUUUGGCCAUCAGUUUAAAUAUCGAACCGGCUUCUUGAGCUCGGAGAAGUGGUUCCAUAUCGAGAAUGAAAGGGUCAGUGGUCGAUACGACGAGGAAGAAGGAGACCGUAAGCCCAGUGGUGAUGCUCUCUCAGGCGCACAGAAGACAUUUGAGAAUGCGUUCUUGAGUGCCAAGGGCUUCUUCACCAAACACAAUAAUGACUCAAGAGAGUCGAUAAAUGUCGAUUCUGAAGCUGAAGCAGGAACUGACGCAGAUGCAUCCAGUGGCAGGAAAAGCACGUCGAAGAAGAAUGAGCACGACAAACAGGUGACAAAGGUCAAAGAGACUGCUCCUAUCUUUCACCAAUUCCUCGAUGCAACCUACCAGCUCAUGUAUGAACAUCCUUCUCGAUUUGAAUUCAACGAGCGAUUUUUGAAACGAUUACUGUAUCAUCUUUACUCGUGUCAAUAUGGUACAUUCCUAUUCGACAACGAGAGACAGCGACAGGAAGCAAACAUUUCUGAGAAGACGACCUCGGUGUGGAAUUAUUUCUUGUCGCGGAGAAACGAGUUUAUGAAUCCGAAUUACGAUCCCCAGGUGGACGAUAAUGUUCGUGGUAAAGAGCGGCUCAUCUUUCCGGACGAGAGAAAGGUUAGGUGGUGGGCGCAGGGAUUUGGCAGGACUGACGAAGAGAUGAAUGUGCCGUUAAAAUACCUUCCAGCUUCUGCAGAGAACAACGGUGAAGAGUCGGAGCUUUCAAGUACUCACGACAGCACACAAUACUCCCACAGUGUGCCUGUAAGCAGGGUUAGGACUCCCGUUGUGACAGGCGUUGAGACCGCGACUGCCGCAGUCGGUGUUGGAUCGCCACCAGGUGCCGGGACGAAUGUAUCUGAAAUUGCUGCUUUGGUCGAGAACGACAAGAAACACGAGCAACCAAGCUUAACCACAAGCGCUACUAUAACUUCGGAGCCAGAGGCUGAUGUCGAAGUUAAGGACAUACCUGAAGUGAAGGCGAUGGAGCCAGAAUCAGCUUCGGCACAACACGCUGUGCACGAGGAUGUAGUCGAGCAGUUACCAGACGGUCUUGAUCCUCUAGGAAUAGGAGACGUAAAAGAUCAUGUGCCAGCCACAAAGAGGGUUGCUCUUGAGAGGAGAAAAGAGCAAUUGGAGGCACUGAUGCAAUAA